AUGCCAACCUGGAAAGAAAAAGCCAAAAUAUAUUGGAGACAUCCCGAUAUUCACGUCUACUGGAGAGCCAUCCUUGCCGAAUUGCUUGGAACCGCAAUUUUUGUCUUUCUGGGUACUUCGAGUGCUGUGUUUGCCAAUAAGAAUGAACCAGUAACUGUGGCAUUGGGACAUAUUUUCGGAUUGUUGGUGUGUAUUCACAUUUUCGGUCCAAUUUCUGGAGCUCACUUUAAUUGUGCAGUUACUUUUGGAGCCCUUAUUACAAGAAAUAUUGGUCUUGUAUCUGGUAUUGUGUAUAUGAUUGCUCAAAUUGUUGGAAGUAUUGUUGGAGCUGCAUUGACCACCUUAAUUGGUAAAACUGUUGUUCCAGGAAUUUUCAAACCACCAGAAGAUAUUGAUGAUGCCUGGAGAGGAUUUGCAUUGGAAAUUAUCUUGACAUUUGUUUUGGUUUUGGCUAUAUUUGGUGCUGCUGUCAAACCUCAACAUUUCAAGAAAUCUAAUGGACUUCACUCAAUUACUGGUUUGAUUGCUGCCUUCCCCAUUGCAUUUGCUUUAGGAGCUGAUGCUAUGGCUGGUGCCUUAACUGGAGCUUCAAUGAAUCCUGCAAGAGCUUUUGGUCCACAAGUUGUUGGAGGUGUUUGGUAUGCUCAUUCAUGGAUCUAUUAUACAGCACCAUUUAUUGGAGCUGCCCUUGGAGCAAUUGUUUAUGAAUUCUUACUUACCAAACCAAAGAAAUUACAACACUACACUUCACUUUUACAUAUUAAUACAAAUUAUGAUGAUUCAGAUGAUGAAAAGGAUCAAGAAGAAGAUCUUAGAAGCCAACAAAGCAAUGCCUUAUUAUAUACCACUAAUCAUUAA
This is a messenger RNA of Naegleria gruberi, 858 nucleotides long. RefSeq lists its product as uncharacterized. NCBI's taxonomy places the organism in Eukaryota, Heterolobosea, Eutetramitea, Acrasida, Naegleriidae. The coding region runs from base 1 to 858 and encodes 285 amino acids. The transcript has 6 exons. Gene Ontology annotation, biological process: transmembrane transport. The record is from RefSeq and is a predicted model, not a curated record. Gene Ontology annotation, molecular function: water channel activity. Gene Ontology annotation, cellular component: plasma membrane.